AUGAAGAAUCUUACUGUAUUUUUUCUUGUACUUUUGAGUACCACUGUAACUUUAGCCAUUAAGGAUGAACUUCUUGAUAGUAAUAAAAUACCAAAAGUAUCAACUUAUGAUAUUGAAAUUACCAAAGAUGUUUGUGAUGAAUGUCAAACUAUUGUUUCAAGAUUUUCUGAAGCAAUGAGAGAUCCUAGUAAACUUGCUGCUUUAAAAUUAAUUCUUGGUAGUUUAUGUCAUGAAACUGUCUAUGAAAUGGAAUGUAAACUUUUUGUUAGAAAACUUGAUGUAUUUAUGGAUAAACUUUUACCAUAUCUUAAUGAUACAAAAAAAGUUUGCCAUAAAUUCCAUAUGUGUGGAAAUGAAAAAAUUAAUGCUUUCCAUAAAUUUGCCAUUCUUUAUGCUGACAAAAUUAUAACAUCAAUUGAUAAGAAGAAUCGUUUCCUUUGUGAGGAAUGUAGAUUUGCUGCCAAGGAACUUGAAGAAUUUGUUUCAGAUAAAUCAACUCAAGAACAAGUUAAACGUUUUAUUAGUCAAAAUAUUUGUGCUAAAAUUCCAAAAUAUCAAGGAAGUUGUGAUUUAAUGAUUGAUGAUUUUCUUCCUGAUUUCUUUAAACAAUUAGAAGACUAUCUUAAGAAUGCUCCACAAUUUUGCCAUAACAUUGGACUUUGUGAUAAAUCAAGAGUUACCCAUACAAACAAUGAGAAUAAAUCAGCUAAAGGACAAAUUGCUUUACAUCAAUUUAUUAAUGGAAUUAAAGAAGUUCGUUCAGUAAGACAUCCAGAAAUAUUAAUGUCAUGUCUUGAGUGUGAAAUAGCUAUUGAUGCUGUACUUAUUGAACUCAGACAAAAUAAGACAAUUUAUGGACUUGCAGAUGAUCUUAGAGAUGGUGUAUGUCCAGUAUUACCAUCUAAUUAUACUCUUUCUUGUAAUGAUUUCUUAAAUCUUUAUGCUCCAACUGUUGUUUAUAUGACAAUGCAACAAUUUACCUCAGAAGGAAUAUGUACAGGUCUUGUUAAAGCAUGUAAAAAAGAAGAUAUGUCAAAAUUACAUUUUAAUAAGUUAUCAAUUGAAGAACAAAAUUCUGUAAAAUGUGAAGCAUGUAAAGCUGUUAAUAAUCAUAUAAUUAAUGUUCUUGAUGAUGGAGAUUUUAGACAAAAAAUUACUGAUGGCUUAGAACAAAAUAUUUGUAGUUAUGUUCCUGGAGUAGGAGUAAAUGCUUGUGAAAAUUUAAUGCAAAAAUAUCUUCCAGUAGCAUUAAAUAAGAUAGAAGGAUAUCUCAAAAAACCUGAUAUGUGCCAAAAUAUUUUACAUGUUUGUUAG
Molecule: messenger RNA, 1314 nt
Organism: Strongyloides ratti
Lineage: Eukaryota; Metazoa; Nematoda; Chromadorea; Rhabditida; Strongyloididae
Product: Saposin-like type B, 1 domain and Saposin B domain and Saposin-like domain-containing protein
Exons: 5
Coding region: 1-1314 (437 amino acids)
Biological process (GO): lipid metabolic process
Source: RefSeq, a predicted model, not a curated record